Messenger RNA from Saccoglossus kowalevskii, 1474 nucleotides. RefSeq lists its product as uncharacterized. Lineage: Eukaryota; Metazoa; Hemichordata; Enteropneusta; Harrimaniidae. The record is from RefSeq and is a predicted model, not a curated record.
GUUGAAGUGACGAUCACAACACCCCGCGAUUCGGCUUAAGUAAUCAGACCCAGAUAUCCUAUUCAUGUUGUUAUACUGAUACUUAUCAAUCAUGUUGGAUACAAUAGUGUUACUGCUACUCUUGGCAUUGGUUAUUCUGAUUACAUGGGUGACUAUUCAGCACUACCAGCCACCUUGUAAGAAUUUUCCACCCGGACCGUGGGGGAUACCAUUCAUUGGCAGUUUCGUAUAUUUCAGUAAGCCCAUAUAUAAAAAUAUGUGGGAGCUAUCCAAACAGUAUGGCAGUGUUUACAGCUUGAAGAUUGGACACGACUUCCGAGUUCUUGUAUCUGGAUCAGAUGCAAUAAAAGAAUGUCUGGUGAAAAAAGGAAAUGACUAUGCAGACAGACCUCCUCUGUGGGUAUUUCAACUGAGCAACCCACGUGCACUUGGUAUUGCCAAUGCUUGCUUUGAAGAGGCAUUUCAACGACGGAGACGUUUCUAUCAUACAACAUUACGGGGACUUGGAUUCGGUAAGACCAGCAUGGAAAGUAAAAUAACAGAAGAAAUUACGGUUUUGCUGAACCAUUUCAAGGAGAUUGUGGAUACACCUUUAGAUAUUAAAGACAUAAUAUACAGGAGUGUAUCAAACAUAAUUUGUUCCAUCACAUUUGGCAAGAGGUUCGAAUAUACAGAUCCAGAAUUCAUUUACAUGAUCGACACAAUGCACAAAUGGUUUGAGUUGAUUCAGAAGAUAUUCAGAUUAAAUGCGAUAUCCUUCCUAAGACCAUUUUACCGAAAUGAAAUUAAUCACUGCGCUAAUGUUGGAAAGGAUUUGCAUAGAUUCUGUCAACAGCAGAUAGAUGACCAUCAUGCAACAUUCAACGAAGACAAUAUCCGCGAUUUCAUAGAUGCGUACUUGGAUGAAGCACGAUCACAGCAGAGCAUCGGUGGCUUCUCCGAUGAAGACCUACAAUCUGUUUUAGUUGAUCUUUUUGUUGCUGGAACUGACACCACGGCGACCACUCUCAACUGGGCUUUGUUACUUAUGAUUCUCCAUCCUUCAAUCCAAGAAAAGGUGUUCAAUGAAAUACAUGAGAGUAUUGGGGUAAAUAGACUUCCAAAACUUGAUGAUCGUAAACACCUGCCAUACACUGAAGCUACUCUGUUAGAAGUACAGCGAUUUGCUAGUAUUGCACCAUUUGCAUUAGCUCAUUCGGCGUUAAAAGAUAGUACUCUGUGUGGGUAUGAUAUUCCUAAAGGAACGAUUGUCAUUUUAAAUCUUUGGUCUGUCCAUCACGAUCCAAAGUUGUGGCCGGAACCAGAUAAGUUUGAUCCAAAUAGAUUCUAUGAUGCGAGUACAGAGACGGUGCAAAAACAUGACAGUUUCAUGCCCUUUUCAGCUGGGACUAAGGAACCAAGCACAGAAGGCGUACACUCAUUUACUCUCAGUCCAACACCAUACAAGAUUGUCAUCACACCACGAACUGCUUAG